Molecule: messenger RNA, 2574 nt
Organism: Paralichthys olivaceus (Japanese flounder)
Lineage: Eukaryota; Metazoa; Chordata; Actinopteri; Pleuronectiformes; Paralichthyidae
Gene: slc5a8l
Product: solute carrier family 5 member 8, like
Biological process (GO): sodium ion transport; propanoate transmembrane transport
Cellular component (GO): extracellular exosome; membrane
Molecular function (GO): organic acid:sodium symporter activity
Source: RefSeq, a predicted model, not a curated record
UGGUUUAUGAACAACUGGACUUGAGAGCAAUUUCAGGACAAUUUAAAGGGAAGAACAUUAAACAUUAGCAAGGUUGCAUAAUAGAGGAAUCCUGGUGAAUCUGCAUUGUAUAAGGAAGCUUCUUCUACUGAACUUACCAUGGUUGGUACAGGUGGUCCUGUGGACACGUUCUCAGUGUGGGACUAUGUUGUGUUUGCUGCCACGAUCUUGGGGGCAGCCGGCAUCGGUCUCUUCCAGGCCUUCCGAAGCCGCAAGGAGACCAGCAGUGCCGAGUUCUUGUUGGGUGGACGGCAAAUGACAGCUGUGCCGGUCGCCAUGUCCCUCACAGCCAGCUUCAUGUCGGGAAUCACGGUCAUCGGCACACCUGCUGAAGCUUACCGGUUUGGAGCUGCCUUCUGGCUCUUCGGAUUCUCCUAUGCCAUCAUGUCUGUCAUCACCGCUGAGAUCUUUGUCCCGCUUUUCUACCGACUGGGGAUAACCAGCGCCUACGAGUACCUGGGGAUGCGCUUUAGUCGGCCCAUUCGGAUAAUUGGGACGUCAAUGUACAUCGCACAGACGGCGCUGUACACCGGUUUAGUAAUCUACGCUCCAGCUCUUGCACUAAAUCAAAUCACUGGACUUAAUCUGUGGGGAGUGCUGGUGGCGACCGGAGCAGUCUGCAUCCUCUACUGCACUUUGGGCGGCCUGAAAGCAGUGAUCUGGACAGAUGUUAUUCAGAUGGUGAUAAUGCUGUCGGGGUUUGUGGCUGUUAUAGCCAGAGGAGCCAUACUGCAGGGAGGCCUGACCAAUAUCUGGGAAGAUUCCCGCCAAGGAGGCCGACUGGAGGCGUUUGACUUUGACACAGAUCCUCUGAAGAGACACACGUUCUGGACCAUUGUAGUCGGAGGCAGCGUGAUGUGGGUGUCUAUCUACUCCAUCAACCAGUCCCAGGUGCAGCGCUACAUCUCCUGCAAAACCUUGGGCCACGCCAAGAUGUCUUUGUAUGUGAACAUGGUCGGCUUGUGGGUAACUGUGAGUCUGGCUGUGUUUUCUGGCCUCACCAUGUACUCCAUUUACAAGAAAUGUGACCCUCUUCUAAACGGUGAUAUAAGCACCCCUGACCAGCUGCUGCCCUACCUUGUGAUGGAUAUUUUGGCGAUCUACCCUGGAAUCCCUGGUUUGUUUGUGGCUGCUGCAUACAGCGGGACUCUGAGCACGGUGUCUUCCAGUAUUAACGCCAUGGUUGCCGUCACUGUGGAAGACUUUAUCCUCCCUGUGUUUAAAAACCUCACAGAGAAACAAGUGAUGUGGAUGAACAUGGGUCUGAGUGUGUUCUAUGGAGUCCUGUGUAUCGGAAUGGCUGGAGUUGCCUCUGUGAUGGGAAGUGUUCUGCAGGCAGCUCUGUCCAUAUUUGGCAUGAUCAGCGGGCCUCUUCUUGGUCUUUACUUGCUGGGCAUGCUUUUCCGAACAUCUAAUUCAGUGGGAGGACUACUGGGAAUGAUCAUUGGUCUUGUGUUGACUCUGUGGGUGGGGAUCGGAGGCCAGAUUUACCCACCGACAGAUGAGAAGACGAAUCCUCUCCAUGUCAGCACUGUGGGCUGCAACAGCACAGUGAGCCACAACUCUUCAACGAUAGCUCCCUGGACCAGUGCGGUUGUGACCGGACAGCCUGGUUUCAGACCAGCUCUGGCCGACUCCUGGUACUCCAUCUCCUACCUCUACCUGUGUCCGUUGGGCACACUGACCACAGUUGCGUGUGGUCUGCUGGUGAGCAUGAUCACAGGUGGAUGUAAACAAGAGAAGCUGAACUCUGAUCUGUUUGUGAGGAGGAGGGACCUAUUCUGCUUCAGCUUCUUCAAUAAAUCAAAGGUGUCAGAUGUCACAGAAAAGGCUUCAACAGAGUUUCAUAUGAAAGCAGACGACUUCGAUUUGAAAAUCAAAGCUGAAAAAUCCACCAAGCUGUAAUGAAGCUCUGUCAAUGUACUGUUCAUCAUGGAGAAUUCUCAUUUUUAUUUUUCUACAUUAAUUGUGCUGAUAAAAAAGAAAGAAAAUUACUCUACUACCUGCUUGUGCAUAUUUAUGUUUCAACAUGCUGCUGAAUAUGAGAAUGAGAUUUUUUAUUUAAAUAUUUGUGAAAAAAAAUUCAAACACUGGAAUUGAACUUAUCGUAACGUAUCGAAUACAAUUAAAAUGUAAAAAGUGCACUUAUGCUGCUUAAUACCUGAGGUGAUUAAAAACCAAGACAUAGCAGAGAAAUGUUCUGCACUGUUCUUCAAAAACAUCAUCAAUAAAAACAGAGAUUUCAUAUGUUGUAAAUGUUAUCAGAACAAUAGAGGGCAAAAGGGCACCUGAAGCAACACAGACACGUCACACCGCGAUCUGUUGUCUUUCUUCCAUUGUUCUCCCUGAAAGCUGAGUUGCUUCACUUCAUUCUAACUCUGACACACUGGAAAAUGAUUGUUGCCCAUUUGUUAUGUUUCUGACUAUAUGUUCAUUGUCUGGUUCUUUUUAUCAGAAUUUUUCUUACCCAAAUUAAUAACAUGUACAAAAAAGUCCCAAGUUGUACUUUUUAAUAAAUAUUUUGUACAAACUGUU